Xyrauchen texanus (razorback sucker) is the source of this 8754-nucleotide messenger RNA. Its product is annotated as protein phosphatase Slingshot homolog 1-like. Lineage: Eukaryota; Metazoa; Chordata; Actinopteri; Cypriniformes; Catostomidae. Gene Ontology annotation, molecular function: actin binding; protein tyrosine/serine/threonine phosphatase activity. The transcript is spliced from 15 exons. The coding region runs from base 331 to 3444 and encodes 1037 amino acids. Gene Ontology annotation, biological process: actin cytoskeleton organization; negative regulation of actin filament polymerization; protein dephosphorylation. The record is from RefSeq and is a predicted model, not a curated record. Gene Ontology annotation, cellular component: cytoplasm.
GAACCAGCGCCAAAAAGAACGCCGAUCAGUGGCUCAGGAACCAUGGCCUUUUAAUAGUGGCCCCAUCGAGCGCAUGGAAUCGCAGCUUGCUGGAAGUCACAGUCCCAGCCAGGCCGUAGCAAGGUAUUCUGGGCCCAUUGCUAUUAAAAAAUAUAUUUGACAUUUCUGGACCUGUGGGGCCCUAGAAUCAUUGCCACCUUUCACUCCACUAGCUACGGCCCUGGUCCCCGCAUAUCUGGCGUUGUUGUUUUUGCUGCUGUGGGAAAAUCCGCUUGUCGCAAGCCUACACUCUACACUGGCUGUUGAGCUGCUGGAAGAUUUUAAGCAUCCAUGGCUCUGGUUACACUGCAGCGCUCUCCCACUUCCAGCGCGGCGUCCACAUCCAGCACCGCCGCCAACACGAAUGCGGGGGAGGAUUUCGGAAGUGAUGAUGGGCACCGGCUAAAUCAGAGUCUAAGUGAGAGUUUCUUCAUGGUGAAAGGGGCCGCUCUCUUUUUGCAGCAGGGCAUUUGUCCACAGGGUCAGAGAGGUCAUCCACACCACAAACAUGCAGGUGACUUGCCUCAGCAUCUACAGGUGAUGAUCAACAUUCUUCGCUCCGAGGAUCGCAUCAAACUGGCAGUGCGUUUAGAGAGUGCAUGGUCGGACCGAGUGCAGUACAUGGUGGUGGUCUACACAAAUGGCCGACAAGACACAGAGGAGAACAUCCUGCUGGGCAUGGACUUCAGCAACAAAGACAGUAAGAACUGCUCUAUUGGGAUGGUGCUGCCUCUGUGGAGUGACACCAAAAUUCAUUUAGAUGGGGAUGGGGGCUUCAGUAUGACUACCGCAGGGCGCACGCACAUCUUCAAGCCUGUGUCGGUCCAGGCUAUGUGGUCAGCUUUACAGAUCCUGCACAAGGCAUGCGAGGUGUCACGUAGGUAUAACUAUUUUCCCGGUGGCAUGGCGCUCAUGUGGAUGGGAUACUACGAGAGCUGUAUCAGCUCAGAACAGAGCUGCAUCAAUGAAUGGAAUGCCAUGCAAGACCUGGAGACACUGCGGCCGGACUCCCCAGUCAUCUUUGUAGACAAGCCAACAGAGAGGGAGAGAACAGAAUGCCUAAUUAAAGCCAAACUCCGGAGUAUCAUGAUGUACCAGGACUUGGAAAACAUCACGUCCAAAGAGAUCCGAAAUGAGCUGGAGCAACAGAUGAACUGCAACCUGAAAGAGUACAAAGAGUUCAUAGACAACGAGAUGCUGCUUAUUCUUGGGCAGAUGGACAAAGCCUCCCUCAUCUUUGAUCAUCUUUAUUUGGGUUCUGAAUGGAACGCUUCCAGUCUAGAAGAACUUCAGGAAACUGGGGUGGGCUACAUCUUAAAUGUUACAAGGGAAAUAGACAACUUCUUUCCAGGAACAUUCUGCUACCACAACGUCAGAGUGUAUGACGACGAGACCACAGACUUACUGGCCCACUGGAAUGAUACCUACAACUUUAUCAUUAAGGCAAAGAAGAAUCAGUCCAAAUGCUUGGUUCACUGCAAAAUGGGUGUAAGCCGCUCUGCCUCUACAGUAAUAGCCUAUGCUAUGAAAGAGUAUGGUUGGUCUCUGGAGAAAGCUUAUAACUUUGUCAAACAGAAGCGCAGUAUCACGCGACCCAAUGCCAGCUUCAUGAGGCAGCUGGCAGAGUACGAGGGUAUACUGGAUGCCAGUAAACAGCGCCAUAACCGCCUAUGGCAUCCUGAUUCAGAGUGUGAUCACCUUGACUGCCUGCAAUCUGCUGCCGGUUGUUGUGUAAAUGUAGAGCUUGUUGGUCACAUCACACCCAACCCUACAAAACCUACUAUCACAGUAUGCUGUGAGCCUGCUGCACACUCCUCUCCUAUUAGCCUAGACCCUGCCCACCUGCAAAACUCCCACUGCUACUUCCGCCGCCUUUCUGACUCCACCCUCGACAGCGAGCCAUACACUCCAAUUCAUGCUCCACCUUCAGUUGAUGUAGAUCGUGUUUACAUAGAGGUUGCAGAUGUGGAGAAAGAUGCACUUCAUGAUGAUGAAACUUUCGAGGGGCGCGAAGGGUUUCCUCAACCUUACUUUGGUGUUCCCAUAGAGGGCACAGCUGCCCAGACCUGUUCUCGAGGGGCAGAGCCUCUGGAAGAACUACGUCUGCGGUUGGAGUUCAGCACGGUUGAGGAGGAGGAUGAAGAGGAGGCUCAGCAAGAGCAAGAGGAGAUGGAGGCAUUAGCAGAGGGACCAAAGAGAGGAGAUGGGGAUGGGGGAGGAAGAAAAGAAAAGGAGGCAAAUAAAAAGGGGAUUGACCUAGCGAGCAUGAACCAUCUGCGCAAUGAAAAUUACAACAACAACAACAACAACAACAACCACCUCAGAACACAAAAAAUUCUCACUGAAAGUGCCCAUCUGAAGCAGUAUACUAAGCCUAGGAAUGCUCCUGGCUCACAAUUCAAUUCCAAGCCCACCCAGCGUGCUCUGUUAGAGGCUAACAGACGAGGCCUUGCUCCCUUACCCCUUCACAGUGUGCCCAGUGUCUCCAUUCAAAUGCCAUCCUGUGCCAAAUUGUCCAUGACACCAAAGUGUGACAAGCCUGUCUCUGAUCUGUGCCUUGAUGCCAAUGCAAUGCCCUUGGGGCAUAAGGAAAAGCCAGAAUGCAAAUUCCUUGACAUUCCCCACCAAGACAAUGGGACACCAUUCCAGGAGGUCAAGGGGGAUGGAGAUAUUGAUAUUGCUCAAGGUUCCUCUACUCAACCCAGAAAUGAGCGUGAGAUCAAGGGUCUGGAGAAAGUAGAGGCCUAUUACUCCCCACAACAACAAGAGACUCUAAUCCAGUUGCAGAGGUCCGGCCUUGUUCGGCGACAAACAGAGCGCUUGGAAAAACGUUCUGGUCCUAUUCAUGAGCAUGCACGUGCAAACGAACAAGGGGAAGCUAGUUCAAGCAAAGUUAAUGAUGCAACAAACAAUUCCAAUGUUCCAACUGACCCAUUCCAAAAGCCUUUUGGAACAUGGACAGAUUCCUCUACUGAAGCUGCAGUGCCAUUGACGAACGAGGCCUUGCUGGCAGCUCUAGGAUCAGGUGGUUUGACGCCAGUCUCGUCCCCACAUGGUUCCACGCUCACCCGCAGCUCCAGUAGUGACAGCCUUCGCAGCGUCCGUGGUAAACCAGGCCUUGUACAUCAACGUGCACAGGAAAUCGAAGCCCGUAUGCGACUAGCAGGACUCACCGUACGUUCUCGACUCAAGCGUUCCAACUCUCUUGCCAAACUGGGCAGCCUUACUUUCUCCUCUGAGGAUUUGUGUUCGGUGUGCUCUUCCAAUGAAGGAACCCUUCUCAUGCUCUCAUUAUCCCCUGAACCUGAGUGCUCAGUCAGUUCAAAUUGGGCAAGACCUUGGUCCUCACCCUCCUCCUCAACCUCCACCAACAUGGAAGCAGGGUCUGGAGAAUCCAGGAGCUGACAGCAAGAGUGGAAGAUUUUAGUGCAACGAGACCUUUGACUUAAGUCUCAGCUGGAUUUGUGCAGAUAAAUAUUUAUAUUUUUAUAUUUUUAAAAGCAUUUUAGUACCUUGGGAACAUUUACCAAGCAAUGUUCUUACAGUGGGACAGAUCAAACCGACUGUACAAGUUGGGUAAAGAGUGUGCCACACAAAAGAAUGGUUGGAGAAAUAGCUUUGAGUUGCUUGUUUUUUUUUUUUGCUUUUUAAUUUUUUUUUCUGAUAUUUAAUGGAUAGGUGUCCAAAAUUUUCAGGACAGGCUUUUGUUGCAUUAAAUCCAAAUAGAUGUGUUUUGCACAUGUCAAUCCCAUGUUCAUGUUGGCUGACUGACAAACUGUUCAUGAGGUUUUCAGCUCUUCCUGCUGUUUUGAAAUCAAAAUAAGCACUCACCAUCCAAGAGACCAUUAAUGAAAGGGUCAAAAUGGACCAUUGUGUAAUGUUUCCAUCAGUCCUCCCAUUUAUUGUACUAUAAAUCCCUUAUUUGUGGACAAGUAUGAGUCACAGAUUCCUUCGGACAUGGUCACAAAUUUGAAAAGGGUUUAAAAUCCUACUCCCUGCCUAGCUCUUGCUUCCUGGCUGUAUGGUGAAAGGAAAUGGACUCUCAGCCAUGAUUAGGAAAGUUCUCUGUGUGCUGAUAGACGUACUGAAUGUGCACAAGGACCCUCUGUUCAUCCAUACUGUUCUCUGGUAUCAUUUAAAUUACAUUGAUUAUUUUCACACAGGUUUCAAACCAAUACCUCAUACCAAUACAGUAAUGUUUGUAGGCCAGGGUUGUUGCUUAAAGACAGCAUAUUUAUGGGUGGGCCCCUGGGCCAUAGAGGAGUUUAGUGAGCCCCCCUUGUCACAUGGUCUGGGACAACAUUGUACCCCCCAUGAUGAAAGCCCUAAGCCAGGCAGAUAACAAAACAUGAUGACUGGCAACAUUUUAGUGUUCACACACAGUGCAGUGUGUGCUGAGGGUCAUUCAAACUCUGCUAUUGGGAAAUCUGGGGAUUGGACCACCAAGAGGUUUGUUUUAGAUUCUUCCAUACUUCUAAUACUUGAUAAGGGUGAUAUGAAAGACAAUCAUUCAAAAUAAGGAAAGACGAGCACCUCACACACUCAAUCUGUGAUCAACUUGAACCGGCUGUUCUCUUUUCCAAUGCUAAUAGAUGCUGUUGUUCUAAAGAGUGUGACUGUAUAUGUUGCUGUCAUUUAGGCCUGUUGGAUUACAGUUAGAAAAAAAGAGCAGUAGGGUUUUGUCUCUAAUAGCACAUUUGUAUGCUUGUAAGGAUUUUAUAAAAAUGGGAUCUCCAUUUAAGUUUCUUUAGCAGAAGAGCAGCUCCAUGUUUCUAAAUGUGAUACAAAUCAUUUUUCCAGGUAGAGAGACUUUUAUAUAAACUCAGCAAAAAAAGAAACGUCUCUUUUUCAGGACACUGUAUUUUGAAGAUAAUUUUGUUAAAAUUCAAAUAACUUUACAGAUAUUUAUUGCAAUGACAAUGUUUUCCAUGCUUGUUCAAAGAACUAUAAACAAGUUUUGAACAUGUACCUGUGGAACGGUCGUUAAAACACUUAACAGCUUAUAGACGGUAGGCAAUUAAGGUCACAGUUACAAAAACUGAGGACACUAAAGAGACCUUUCCUCUAAGUCUGGAAAACACCAAAAGAAAGAUGCCCUGGGGUCCUGCUCAUCUGCAUGAACAUGCCUUAUGCAUGCUACAUGGAGGCAUGAGGACUGCAGAUGUGGCCAGGGCAAGAAAUUGCAAUGUCCGUACUGAGAUGCCUAAGACAGCGAUACAGGGAGGCUGAUCGUUCUUGCACUGGCAGACCACGUGUAACAAAACCUGCACAGGAUCGUACAUCCGAAUAUCACACCUGCAGGACAGUUACAGGAUGGCAACAACAACUGCCCAAGUUACACCAGGAUUACACAAUCCCUCCGUUAGUGCUCAGACUGUACGCAAUAGGCUGAGAGAGGCUGGACUGAGGGCUUGUAGGCCUGUUGUAAGGCAGGUCCUUACCAGACAUCACUGGCCACAACAUCGCUAAUGGGCACAAACCCACCUUUGCUGGACUAGACAGGACUGGCAAAAAAUGCUCUUCACUGAUGAGUCAUGGUUUUGUCUAACCAGGGGUUAUGGUCGGACUCACGUUUAUCGUCGAAGGAAUGAGCAUUACACCGAGGCCUGUACUCUGGAGCGGUAUCGAUUUGGAGGUGAUUUUGGUGGUCCGUCAUGAUCAUCGGACUGGGCUUGUUGUCAUUGCAGGCUCAAUGCUGUGCGUUACAGGGAAGGGCCAUUCCCCCAGAAAUGUCUGGGAACUUGCAAGUGCCUUGGUGGAAGACUGGGGUAACAUCUCACGGCAAGAACUGGCACAUCUGGUGCAGUCCAUGAGGAGGAGAAUGCACUGCAGUACUUAAUGCAGCUGGUGGCCACACCAGACUCUGACUGUAUCUUUUGAUUUUGACCCACCCUUUGUUCAGGGACACAUUAUACCAUUUCUGUUGGUCACAUGUCUGUGAAACUUUUUCAGUUUAUGUCUUAGUUGUUGAAUCUUUGUUCAUAGAAAAAAAAUUUAUGUUCAUGCUGAAAAUUGAGAAUUGAAAAGUGAGAUGUUUAUUUUUUUUUGCUGAGUUUAUUUGAAUUAUUUUCCCUGAGUAGUGACAAAUUCUGUGAAAUGAUCUGAGCGAGGCUGCUAAUAUGUACUCUAUGUAUGUCUAUUUUCCAUAAUGAAAACGAGGUCAAGUUGAACCAAAUCUUUACAGAGAAUUGAAGCUCACACUAAUGCUAAACCAAGAUGAGACAUUAUGGGACUUAUAAGGCAAACACAGUGUGACAUGACAUUUAUAGCAAUUGAAAUUGUUUAGCUGUGAGGGUGUCUCUAUGGGUAAAUCUCCAGAUCACAUUUAAACCCCAUAUCACAAGAAUAGAGAACAUAUAUUGCAUGUAGAAAACUACUUCUCAGUUGACUUUCUAAUUAUUAGAAUACAGUAUUUUCACUGUAUUACAGUCAAUAAAACCUGGUCAAAUUAUUUUUAUUUAAAUCUGCAUACAUUUAAAGGCAGUACAACAAAUACUUCUGUAAUUGUAAAUACUUUGCUGUUAAUUUUUAUAUAUUUUUUUGCUUUACAGUAAUGCGAAUACAUUUCUUUGUAUUAUGGUAAUGAGAAUUUGGGGGGAAAUGUGCUUGAUUGUCAUGAAAAUCAUGUCACAAUGCAAAAAAAAAAUCUUGACCCGGAUAUAAUCUUGACAGGUAACAUGAGAUUCACUCCUAUGUCCAUUUGUGUAUGAGGAUGCUUUCCAUACCAUUUGAUAUCAUCACAAGAGCUCAAAUAACAAAAACACGUUAACGUGUCACAUUUAUUUUCAUGUUCUGUGUCAAGAUUUUAAUUAAUUCAACAGGCCAAUUACAACUUGCGUUGAAAUACUUGGUUUAUUAUUAUGCAGCAUAUUUUUCCAAUAUCUUUAAAACUGUUUAUUUACAUUUAUCAAGUCUAUGCUGUCAUGUUAAGUUUUGGCAAAUUAAAUGUCAAGUUGAGUGUGUGUGUGUGAGUGAGUGAGUGGUGCCUUGCAUAUCGCUACACCGUUACUGUGAACUAUUUAUGAAUAUUAAAACCCUUUUAGCGUGCGUGUGUGCUUUAAUGCUUAAGUCAUGAGCAGGCUCAUACUGUGUUAUUCAAGCAGUCUCCUCUACACACACACACUCUGCAUUACAAUGUAUGUAAAUACUAUUCGUAUGUUGGUCAUAUAACAUUUUUCUGGGAGUUCAUGGUAUUUGUAUCUAAUAGUCAACUUGAAUCAGUUUCUUUGUCAUGUACAUGGUUGUUGCGAGUUUGCAUGGAUGAUUUUGGAUUGAAUGGGUAUCAUUCAACACCAUUAAUUUAAUUUAAUCUUCCUUCUAGGGCCUGAAUAUUAAACUGACAGGAGAAAACUAAGCUAUUAAACAGAACUCUGUCACAACAGCAUCCAUUUUGGAAGGCGACACACAGUUUGAGGUUGUAAACUGUGCCCCGAACAACGAUCUCCCCAAAUUCUUUUGUGUCUCCCCAAAGCCAUUUAGUGUCUGAUGCCAUAUUGUGGUCAAAUUUGAGUCUGAGAUUACAGAUUAAAUGUUACUGGUUGCCUGCAUUGUCUUGUAUCAUCAACAUCAAAUGCCUUGUGUAAAAGCAAUAGAGACAUCAUGAGCUAACUCCCAUCUAACAAUGUUGCCAGUUCAGCAGCAUGAGAGAAUGAUGGGAUAUGGGCACAUUUUAAAAGUGGCUGACAUUUGCUUGGCAAUUGCUUGUACAUUUUAUUGGUGUCUUUGAGGAAAUAGAAAUAGGCCAUUAAUAGUUAGGAAAUUUCCCUUGGCUUUGUGCAACAAGAGCAAACGAAUGGAAACUGAUUAAAGAUAGUUGCCAAGUUUUUGGGGUUCCUUUCCAGAGGUGUGAGGAAGGAUUUUAUGUUAUUCAAGUGUGAAGAGAUGACCAAAGUUCUGCAUUAAUAAUCAAUAUUAAAUGCCACAGUAUUGAUGCUCUUUAAGAACCGCCAUAGAUUCUCGUUUGGGAGAGAUGGUGACAAUAGCUAGGAUAGAUUUUCAUAGAGUUACACAGGUUGGUCCUAACUCAUCCAUUUAUAGACUUUCCUCUUGUUGGAUGUCGAGCCUCUUUUUGUGAAUUAGCAAUGCUGUUUAAUUGCAGUGAUCACAAAUUAGGAAUGCUCUGUCGCCCUUGUUAUCGCUUUAAAAAUGCAGCAAUAUUGUCCUUUUUACUGCAGAUUUGCUGUAGUUUUAAUGCAUAUUGCACUUUGUACAUUUUGUUGAAAUGAUGUACUGUAUGUGUUUCUUAUGGGAAUACAUUUUUCAUUAAAUGUUUUUCUCUUUUUGUCAAUUACUUCACAGGCAAAAUAUUUAAUUCUAGAUAGUUUAUUUUUUAUGCUGGUCUGGACCAAUAAUUUCUAAACCAGUUUUAAGCAACAAUUAGGUGCAAAUGUGUCUACUUGAACUACUUGCCAUUUGGUCUCUGCAGAGGUUAACUGCUCUAGUAUUAUGAAAUCAUAGAUCAGCAUCUGUGCUCUUUCAGACUGCUGGCAUGCUUCCAUAGAUAGAACAACCAGAUUAUGCAACUACAAACUACUCCUCCCUGCGUGCAUGACAUCAGAGAUUUUACUGCAGGCUUUGAGGCUGUAGGGAGGACAGGGUUGAUUAAUGAGCACCAAACCUUUGCAGAAUGUGUGCGAUGGAUCAGUCAUUGCCUAUAACCUUCUCAUUAAUAUACAGGCUUGAGCAGCUGCCCCUUUAUAAGACCUCUCAUUUGAA